ACAAUCGGCUUAGAAAUCCCGAGCCCUGCUCCGAUAUCAGCGACCGAUAGGACGAAUAACACAGACCGUUAAUUAUCACUAUUUUCUCGCCAUAUAUAAAUCGAAUCUAUUGUCAUUAAUAUUAAUAAUAUAAACUAUACGUUAUGUCUGAAUAGCUCGACAAAAUGAGAUGAGUCGGUCAUUUCGUUUGAUCGGGAGAUUUCAAUCGUUUAUUUUGGAAAGUUCGGAGAAACGGGCAACACGGUCGAGCUGAUUUAACGGUGAAUUUAAUGUUCAGCUGAAUGUUAUGGAUUUUUUUAUGGAACGCGGUGGGAAUAUCUUGCCCGAAUUCGGACGUUUUUAGGGUUUCUACGUUUUAAUUAUUUCUCGGGGUUCUCUUGAUAGGGUGAUAAGAUACAUGCGCGGGUGUCGGUGUUUUUAAAAAAUGGAUAUCUAAGAGAAGAGAGGGUUCAAGGCGUCCCAGGUCGUGCGAUGAUCGGCAAAAUUCUCGUUGGCUUUUGGUUACUGCGUUGGAUCGGCCUCCUAGCGGAUCCUGCUGCGGCGCAAGGAUGGCCGACACCUCUCCAGGAGUCUUUGGACGAGAAAAACGACGCCGAAAUCUUUAAGGCAGUCGUGGAGUCGAUGAGAGAAUGGGAGACUCACAGGAAAUACUCUCACAGGACGAAAAGGGAGGUCUCCAGGGUUUGCUACGAGGAUGUCGGUUGCUUCGAGGACACCGGCCCUUUUAGCUACCUGGAGAGGCUGCCAUCGCCACCGAAGGAUGUCGGAACCAGGUUCUUGGUGUAUGGAAGCAGGAAAGCAAGGUCCAUUCCCAUGGAGGUGCCAGCCGACGAUAUCAAUGAUAACGCCCAUCGAGCUAUAGAUCCCGAUCUUCCCACCAAAGUGAUCGUCCACGGCUUUGGAUCUGGCUGCGAGCAUGUCUGGGUCUACGAGAUGAGAUCCGCUCUCAUGUCGGUCCAGGAAUGUAACAUAGUCUGCGUCGAUUGGGGUCCAGGAAGUGCGAUGCCCAACUAUGUAAGGGCAGCAGCCAACACCAGACUAGUUGGACGACAGCUGGCCAAGCUGGUCCGCAAUCUUAAUGUACCUCUUGAUAAGGUCCACCUGAUAGGAUUCAGUUUAGGUGCCCACGUGGCAGGAUUCGCAGGUGCAGAGUUAGGCAACGUCUCCAGAAUCACAGGACUCGAUCCAGCGGGACCUCUUUUCGAGUCCCAGGACCCCAAGGCUCGAUUAGACGCCUCCGAUGCACGUUUCGUGGAUGUCAUCCAUAGUAAUGGCGAACAGCUGAUCCUGGGAGGCUUGGGAUCGUGGCAACCCAUGGGUCAUGUCGACUUUUAUCCCAAUGGAGGCAGGAUGCAGACAGGAUGCUCCAAUCUCUUCCUUGGAGCAGUCUCCGAUAUAAUCUGGUCCAGCGCAGUGGAGGGCAGGUCUUUGUGUAACCAUCGCAGAGCUUACAAGUUCUUCACCGAUUCCGUGAGUCCAAAAUGUCGGUUCCCGGCGUUUCCCUGUGACCAUGGCUACGAUGGGCUUCUUCGAGGGGACUGCUUCCCAUGCGGAGUUAACGGCGCUAACAAACAGUGCGGGGAUAUGGGGUAUUACAGUGACGUCUCACCUGGAAGAGGGCAACUCUACUUGGUGACCAGAGAUGAGGAGCCAUUUUGCGCUCAUCAGUACCAAGUCAAAGUUUACAAUAGUCGAGGAGAAAGACCUGCCAGGAGUUAUGGAAAACUUCAGCUGACCCUGGUGGGUGAAUCAUCCUUCAACGAGACCUUUACUAUGACUCGUAAAGACGACGAAGAGCUCCUCGUCGGCGCCAUUUUGCACAAGAUCGUCGUGCCGCAUCCCGCCAUCUUGAAUCUCGAGGCGAUUGAGAUAAAAUACACGGCCUACAGUGGGUGGAUCUCCUCAGGGCUGGUAUCUUGGAGCAUCGACAAGGUUGGAAUAGUGGACAGUUUCGGGAAGAGCUUGUCGAUCUGCAAACGAGGCCUUACCCUGGAAUCGGGCAGAUCGGUUUAUCUGCGACUUUAUCCUGGGGAAUGCAACAUUCCCCCAGAACCGGAGACCCAGUUCCCAGAGACGUCACAAAAGCCUUUCCUGGUGGAACAAUUUGCUCAGGACAAGCAGGGCGGCAUAGGGCCCUUCACAAAGGAGCAAAACUACGAGAAAGGAAGCUACAAGAUGGAAGUAAUUCCCAGCGAAAUCGCCCAACCUGAGAAAGGUCUUGGACCCUUUACAAAGGACCAGAACCCGGUCUUCGACGAGGAUUUCCAGCCACAAAACAUCUUCGGCAACGUCCAGAUCUUCUCCGGAGGUUCUGAGGGCGGUCAGUCAUCAGGUAAUCCUUGGUCCGUGGCUGAUCUGAACGACGGAGCCUCGAACUCCUUGGAGAACGUCGAGGGCGAAAAGGGCAGAGGCUUCUCCAACCCUAGAUUCUCCAGGAAGUCGUCGACCAUCGGUUCUCCAAAAUCCACGAGCACAACGGAUGGAUCUAAGGACAUCCAGGAGCCAGUUUUGCAGAAAAAGGAGACAGGUAGAUCGCUGAGGCUCCCAGAAAUCACAGAACCUGUGUUGAGACCAAGGGGUUCCAGGCAAAAUCCAAGUCCGCAGGACUCCGGGAAGAUACUGAAGAUUCAGGAUCCUGAUCCUUUCCCCAGAGGAUUCACCGUGCAGUUCCUUCCAGAGAGACUCGCCGGGAUUCUUGCUCAAGCUGAGAGAUACGCCAGGCAGACUUUGUUGCCUUUAAUCUCGCAGUAUACUCCUAGUUUCGUGGGAGGUACUCGAAGAGACGAGCCCAAAUAUUUCCCACCUUUGGGAGACAUUGCUGAAGUGACCCUGGAAGAUGUUACGAAGGGGUCCAGGGAGAGGGUCACGACUGAAAAAUCUGGGAAAAGUGGAAACGGGAGGGGAGAGGAUGCAGCCUCGCAGAGGAAGGCGAAGAACCAGGAUAACGGUCCAGUUUUUAUGGGGUCCAAGGACUCUUCAGGGUCUGAUGGCUCAUCUGGUGUCCAAAAUACCACCGCAAUGGUGGUCGAACUCUCGACCAGCUCUUCAGGGACUUCUAGUGUUAAUAAUCAGGGAGACGAAGACUGGGUGCCCGUAAGCAGGAAGACCAUCAUCGUCCCUGAGAACCUGAAGACGAGUAAACCGACUUCAACUCAAAGUCCGUCCAUUAUCAAGGAAUCCACAACGUUGAAGGCAAAAUACGAAAGCAAGUGGCUGAGCGAAGGCGAUGGAGGCUGGUCCUCACAACCUGAAGAGCAGGAUGCAGUUCUUGAAACGAAAAUCUCAGACUGGGCCCCAGUGACCGAUAAAUCGCCAGUCGACCUUGAGGACCAGCCAACCUCUUCGGCAACUCAAACCGAGAAGUCCGAAGAAAUGCCGAUGAAGAAACCAGAAGUUUCCACAGUUGGGCCCGGAAGAGAGAUCAUUAUUCCUCUCACGGGGGCGGAGGUGAAGAAGAGCAACGAUGACACCCUGAAGACUAGACACGGCAAAAACUCGACCGGAAGAGACGAGCGGAAAUACAUUCCUCUGGUGGACUUCGAGCACCCUGAUGAAUUCUUCGCCUCCACUGUCGACAAGGUCGACACAGAACAUUCUAAACAAGAUUUGUCGACCAGCACGGAGACUGUUUCCCAUAUCCAGAAAAUCCCUACGACUGCUGGGAGCAAAUCUACUACCAAAAGUCAGCCCGUCAUGAGAACCAUAGUCUUCCCAUACGCUUACGAGAAGCAGAAGGACCCCAGGACGAGGUACAUCCCCCUAAUCCCUGAAGAAGACAUGGGAAAACCCUUUUCAGACACGGAAAGGGACCGAUAAGAGGUCGGCGACCCUGAUCACCGUGUGAUCAAUUUUAAUCGCGAAAGCGGAGAGAGCUUACUCGAAGUUGUUCAUUUUCACGAGAAUCUACUGGAAUUACAUGCUAAAACGUCCCGAACAUUAUUGCGGUGUUUACUGUUUACGAUUUGACACUUGAUUUCAAAUAAAGUUGUUUAAA
Messenger RNA from Orussus abietinus, 3994 nucleotides. RefSeq lists its product as uncharacterized. NCBI's taxonomy places the organism in Eukaryota, Metazoa, Arthropoda, Insecta, Hymenoptera, Orussidae. Gene Ontology annotation, molecular function: lipase activity. Gene Ontology annotation, biological process: lipid metabolic process. Bases 472 to 3816 code for a protein of 1114 amino acids. The record is from RefSeq and is a predicted model, not a curated record. The transcript is spliced from 7 exons.